Messenger RNA from Olea europaea var. sylvestris, 2862 nucleotides. RefSeq names its product kinesin-like protein KIN-8A. Gene Ontology annotation, biological process: microtubule-based movement. Gene Ontology annotation, molecular function: microtubule binding; ATP binding; microtubule motor activity. Bases 367 to 2553 code for a protein of 728 amino acids. The transcript has 7 exons. Lineage: Eukaryota; Viridiplantae; Streptophyta; Magnoliopsida; Lamiales; Oleaceae. The record is from RefSeq and is a predicted model, not a curated record.
CAGAUCUAUCCAAUUCGCAACGGCAGCAGCACCACACCGCAGUGAGCUUGUCAAUAAAAUAAAUGGUGUGUUCUUAUCAACUCUUUUUCAAAAACUUCCCUGCCCGCUUUAUUGCUAUCUAUUAUUCUCUCCAAUCAACGGUUCAGAUUUCUUCCCCCAAUUCCACUCCAAAACCUACAGCAAUCUUGAUUACCUGCUGCGGUGUUAAAUCAUCCAUCAUUUCAUUAGUUUUUAAUCAAGAUUCUUGAAUUAUCACAAGUUGGAGUAGAAAUUUGAUUUUUUUUUUUUUUCCAUACCAGCAAAUCAUUUUUUCGAGUUUCAGCAACUGUUUCAUCAGGGAAGUGAGGUUAAUAAGUAUAAUCAAGAAUGCCCGUAUCUACAAGAUCGCAGAUCAUCAGCAGGCAUGAGCCAAGAACGACAGAUCAACAAGAAAAGAGCCAUAUGCCACUGAGAAAUCCACACCAUGGACUCAAAGAGAAGAUGAAAGCACUCACUCUUUUGUAUGAACAGCAGAAACAGGCUAUCAAAAAGCCAAGAUUUUCAACACACCCAAGUGUAGAUCUGCUUAGUUCUGGAAAUACAGGUGAGAAACAGACUAAAGAAUCGAAACCCAGUAUUAGCCAUGUGAUGAGGGAGAGCACAUUGAAUAGUUCAACUCAGAAAAGGGCUUAUGUCAUGCCAUUGCAUUCAAUGGCAGAAGACUCAAAGGAGAACGCUGUAGUUGCGUGUGGUGGUGAUCGGAUUGUGGGACUUUUGUCUCCAAGAAAGGCUAAUAUGUCCAGUAAAGUGGCCAGGAAGCUCUCAAUUGUGAGUGAGCCUUGUGCAAGUAAAACGGUUGAUGUCAGAGAAUUAAAGACCACCGAGGUGAAAUCAACAAUGGAAAAUGGUAGGAUUCUUGUGUUUGUGAGGCUGAGGCCAGUGGCAAAGAAGGAGAGGGAAGCCGGAUCAAGAUGUUGUGUGAGAAUUGUCAAUAAAAGGGAUGUUUAUUUGACAGAAUUUGCAAAUGAAAAUGACUAUCUUAGGCUAAAGAGGCUUCGUGGCCGGCAUUUCACUUUUGAUGCUUCAUUCCCGGAUUCUACUACUCAGCAGGAGGUUUAUUCCAAAACAACAGCAGGUCUUGUUGAAGCUGUUUUGCAGGGAAGAAAUGGCUCUGUCUUUUGCUAUGGUGCAACAGGAGCUGGGAAAACAUAUACAAUGCUUGGCACAACGGAUAAUCCAGGAGUAAUGGUGCUUGCAAUUAAGGAUCUCUUUAGCAAGAUACAACAAAGUAGCUUUGAUGAAAACCACACAGUUCAUCUAUCCUAUCUUGAGGUCUAUAAUGAAACUGUGAGAGAUUUACUUUCCCCGGGAAGACCACUGGUUCUUAGGGAAGAUAAGCAGGGAAUUGUAGCAGCAGGUCUUACUCAAUACAGAGCAUGCUCCACCGAUGAAGUUAUGGCAUUACUUCAACAAGGGAACCUAAACCGAACAACAGAACCAACUCGUGCAAAUGAAACUUCUUCCCGAUCUCAUGCAAUACUGCAGGUUGUGGUCAAAUACCAAGUGAAAGGUGCUUCAGGCAAUGUUGUCAAUCGAGUGGGAAAGCUUUCACUUAUUGAUCUUGCUGGUUCCGAGAGAGCUAUUGCUACUGAUCAGAGAACACUUAGAUCCCUUGAGGGUGCCAACAUCAACAGGUCACUCCUUGCCCUGAGCAGCUGCAUCAAUGCGCUGGUCGAGGGCAAGAAGCAUAUACCAUAUCGCAAUUCCAAGCUCACUCAGCUGCUAAAAGAUUCGCUCGGUGGAGCUUGUAACACUGUAAUGAUUGCAAAUAUCAGCCCCAGCAGCUUAUCGUUUGGUGAAACCCAAAACACACUUCAUUGGGCUGAUCGAGCCAAAGAAAUCCGGAUAAAGGCUUGUGAUGUAAAUGAGGAAACUCAAAUACCAGAUUCUGAAACAGAUCAGGCCAAGUUGUUACUCGAGUUACAGAAAGAGAACAGAGAAUUACGAAUGCAGUUGGCUCGACAACAACAGAAGCUACUAACCAUCAAAGCGCAGUCCAUUGCAGCAACCUCUUCACCAACCCUUAAUGAAAAACAAAAACCAAGAUCUUCUUUAUCGGUAGGCAAUUGUUUUUCACCAGUAUCAAGGACAAAGUUUGCCAACCAGACAGUAAAAGAACUUAUGAAGACUAUCAGAUCACUGGAGGCUGAAAUUCAGAGAAUGAAGAAGGAUCAUGCUUUGCAGAUGAAGCACAAGGAUAAUUGUAUUCAUCAUCUUUCACUAAGGGGUGCAGAAAUAGUCGAAAAGAGAGGCAAAGGAGUGAAAAGGAAUAGCUCCAAGGCAAAAGAACCACCAGAGGGUAACCUGAGGAGCCCAGCUCAUCAAUUUUUAUCUCCAGCACCCACUGCCAAAAAACGAAGGUUUUGGGAUAUUACUACAGCUAACAGUCCAUCCGUUGCCACAUUAACCGGACGAAAGACCAGAAGCCAUUUCACCACUGAACCCUUAGCAGCUCCGUCCAUGCUUCUCCAGCCGGGUUUUGCUUGCCGUGGACCUGAAACUGUGAAGCGGUGAAGAGGGGAAGAAAACCAGGUAAGUAUUGAAGAAAACCUUGCAAGAUUCUCCUGAAUAGAGUGAGUCGAUGGACUUUAUAACAUGGAAACAAAGUAGCUGAUUCGUUAAUUGUACUGUUUUUCGUGUCGUCCAAACAAUGAUGUGGAGAAAUAUAGCUUCUUGAGGCUGAAAUUAAAUAUGUAAUUCUUCCAUUAUCUCCUGAGCGUGUAGUAGUCCAUUAUUUCAUUUUAUUAUGUGCAUUUUAUUCAACGGUUCUGUUCCCAAACUUGUAGUUCAAUUGACAAAAAAAGUUCAGAACUUUUGACAAAA